This is a messenger RNA of Malaya genurostris, 5496 nucleotides long. RefSeq names its product calphotin-like. The transcript has 7 exons. The record is from RefSeq and is a predicted model, not a curated record. NCBI's taxonomy places the organism in Eukaryota, Metazoa, Arthropoda, Insecta, Diptera, Culicidae. Bases 489 to 3491 code for a protein of 1000 amino acids.
UGUUCGUGCUGUGUAGAAGCAUUAAAAUCGAGUUUUCUGUUAUUUUAUGCAGUACGCUUUUUUGAUUUCUGUUGGUUGAACCUUGCCUAACGUUUUUCUCCCCGUCAGUUCCAAUCUGAUAGGAGAGUGUGAAUGCUGCAUUAGGAAGAGAAGUGUGCGUGUUUUAUCCGUUCUAGUGCUCUGAACUUCAACGUCAGACAACGAGAAACCUAAGGCUAAGUGAAGGAAAAAAAAAAGUGAUUUCGAAUUUCGAACAAAACUGUUUCUUCUCCGGCAGCAGUCGCGCGGCGCACCAGCAGCAGCUGUCAACCUAAUUUUGUGGAUAUCAAGAAAGUAUAAUUUUGAAACUCUGACUUUUCGGCAUAUACAAGUUAUACCGGCGAAGUCACAUCCAGAACGCGAGAACACGAGAGCGAAUCCAUCAACUGCGGUUUUAAUUAUUAUUAUUAUUCUAAACCAGACAGGCAGGGUCUAAACUCUCGCGAACCAUGGGUAAAGCACAGAGCAAACGUUCGGUGGACAUCACGACAGACCCGUCCAAGGACGGCGGAAUCACAGAAGGCACCGGCAAGCUGGAGAAAAUUGAAGACAUCGAUCAGAUCAAAUCACAGCCCAACGGCGACGCACAGCACACUGAAGGUGGCGGUUCGGAAAAGAAAGUCGAAAGCGAUGCGGCCGAGAAUGAAAAGGACGUCAGCACAGAGAAAGAAAGCAAAGAUGGCGGCGGCGAUGGAACCACGGUGGAGGCAACAGCAGUCGCCACCAGUUCCCCGAUUUCGACAGACAAAGCCGGUAUCACCGAAACGUCCGACUCGGAUGCUGCCAACAAAACUCUGGAAAAUGGCAGCAAUGACGACACGAUAAACGACAGCAAGGAGGACAGCAAUAAAAAACCGAAAAAGGUAAAAAAGAAAUGGUCCUUGCGGUCGAUCUCGUUCAGCAAGAAGGACAAACAGAAGCCCGCCAAGAAGGAGAAAGCCGACGAGGAGAAGGUGAACGGCGAGUGCGAGAAAGUUCCUGAAGAGCCUGUUGAAGAUGCUGCUACUGCUGCCGCUGUGACCGCUGCCCCCGCGGCAACAACCGAAGAGACAAAACCCGAAGCAGAAGUCGCUGCUGCCCCCGUGAAAGCCGUUGAGGAACCUGUCGUUGAAGCUGCUGUCGCAUCACCUGCCCAAGAAACAGCCCCCGUCAGCGCAGAAACGACCCCGGCCACCGAAACUGCCCCAGCACAGAAUGGUGAAUCGUCGGAGAAGGAAGUUGUCGUCCCGGCCGUUGUGGCUGAAGUCGCCGCCGUCGCUGUCGCUGCCCCGGAGCCAGAGAAGGUACCCGAACCGGUGAAGGAACCGGCGCCGGUCGUUGUUGAGGAAGUGGUCGCUGAACCGGUAGCCGUUGUUGAGGUAAACAAAGCAAACGAAGAACAGAGCCAGGCGGACGUUGUGCCACCGGCGGAAACUCCCGCUGUUCAAACCGAAACCAAACCCGAUACUAUUGUUGUUGAGCAAGAGAAACCAGUAACCGUAGAGAGCGACAAACCGACAGUGGAGGCGGCGGCGGCGACGGAGGUUGCACCGGAAGUUGCCAAAGUCGUUGCCGUUGAGACCGCUUCUGCUGCACCGGUUGUUGCCGAUCAUGGUGAUAGCACGCCUCCACCUCCUCUGCCCUCUAAUCCUCCUCCUUCCCAGGUGAUGGCAUUCGUAGAGGCUUCCAUGUCCCAGGGCACUAACGAGCCCGAACCAGAUUCCCUCAAUUCAGUCCCGGAACCAACUCCUUUGCCGGAACAGGAAGAGAAAAAACAAGACAAAGCAGAAGAACAGGUUGUUGUGGUAGAAGAACAAAAGAAGCAAGAAGAGCAGGUUAGUCCAGUUGAGCCAGUGGUUGUUGCUGAUCAACAGGUUAGUGUAGCUUCCGUUGAGGAACCAGCAGUUGAAAAGAUUGAAACCAAACCAGUCGAGAGUGUUCCUUCUCCAGCGGCUGUAGCGGAAACUCCUGCCGCCCCGGUUGUAGAGGAAAACAUCGUACAGAAAGUCGCUGAAGUCGUGCAAGCGACUCCAGACGUAACUGAAGUAAAGGAAGUCGUAACCGAAGUAGUGGAUCAAAUUUUGGAUAAGGCUGUCGACAAAGUGGACGCGACUGCAUCGGACGCUGCAGUUCAAGAAUCACCGAAAGAACAGCCAGCUACUGAGGCAGCUGUCGCGGUUACCGAACAGCCAAGCCCAGUCGAAUCAGCUCCGGUUACCGAGUCUCCCAAGAAGGAGGAAGCUGUACCAGAGCCGAAAGUAGAGGCUCCCGUAGCCGCAGAACCUGUGGUAGAACCCGUUGCACCAGAACCAGCUGCCGUUGAACCAGUUGCAACCGAACCAGCCGUCGUAGAACCUGUCGCUACAGAAGUUGCCGUACCCGAACCAAUUGUGGCGGAAUCAGCUAUUCCAGAGUCAGUCGCAGAUGAACCGGCGAUACCAGAACCCGUUGCGGUUGUUGAAGCGGUAGCUGCCACACCAGUGAUUCCGGAACCGGCUGCUGAACCAGUCGCCGCCCCAGUUGAAGUUGCCAAAGUAGAAGAAACAGUGGAAAAGGUCGCUGAACCUGCUCCCGUGACCGAAUCGAUCCCAGAAGCCGAUGAAGUAAGCAACACCACAGAUGAUCUACCGCCACCGCCACCACCAGCUGUCGAUGAUGAGCCAGUGCCAGAUUCGCUUCCCUCACCGCUGCCAACCAUCGCUGCCGCCGCUCCUGCCGGUGAAGCGACCGAUGAACAGAAUCUUUCCGUCGAUAUUUCCUCUCCACUCCCACAGAACUCGCUCGAAUCGCUUCCAUCACCGCCUACUCUGUCCCAAAGUGACGCCAUGAGCUUACCUCCCCCGCCAGAAUCCCCAUCGGCCACACUGACCUCGUUGGAAGCCACCGAACAAUCUCUUCCCGCUGCUCCCGCUUCCGAACUUCCCACGCCUCCAGAGUCCACACCACCAGCCACUGUCACCGAAUCGAAGCCCGUUCAGGAGGAAGCUAGCCCGUUGGUGUCGGAAGAAAAGCCAGUAGUAGAGCAAAAGCAAGAGACUGUGACUGCCGUGCCCGCUGCCGAAGUGACUGAAGUAGUGAUCCCAGCCGAACCGGUGGCAACUCAGGAAGUAGCACCAGCAGCAGUCGAACCAUCGGCAGUCGUGGAAAAGGUGGCGGUGGUCGAAGAACCAAGCAAGAAGGAGAAACAGGUCGUUGAACAAAAGGAACAGGAAGAGACGCCGGCAGCAGCGGUACCGGAAAAGCAGCAACCAGCCGAAACGGCGGAGCUGGUGGUCAAAAAGCAGCAGAACGGAACCGUUGAGAAUGGAACCACGGAAAAUGGCACGGUCGAGAAUGGACAGAAUGGCGUGCAUGAGACAUCCGCCACCGAGAGCCUGAAUGGAGACGGCGAACACAAAAAAGAGGAAAAAAUUCCAGAGAAAGCAGUUCAGCUUCAGCAGCCUCCACCAGCAGCAGAAAUAACAGCAGAAUAAAUUUAUUGAUUAUUACUAAUAAUAAAAUAAAAUGUAAUCGUAACAAAUAAAUACUUGAGCAGCAAUGAGACAAAAAAAAACAAACAAACAAACAAAACUUCAACAGAAACAACAACAAGAUAAAUGCAGAACAAUUACUUCGCGAUAGAAAAAAAAUCGGAGCAAAUACAUUUACAGCAAUGCAUCUGGCAACGCAAGCAUGAAACAAACACACCACACGAAAGCAUCAAAUCUAAAAUUUGCGACACCCGAAGCAAGUUGAAGGGAACUUUUUUACAUAUUUUUAAAAAAAACUUUAAAGUUACUUUAUAAUUAAUUUUAUAAAAAUAUUUAAAAACUCCAUAAGCACUUAAAAAAAAAUGAAGAAUAAAAACUACUAUAAAAGUACGGUUCAAAACGGUUUAAACGCUGGAUGAGAAGAUCGAAGGCGAGAACCAUCAUCACCGGAGCAUCGAAAACGAGCAACCCGUAUGUUGAUUGCUUGAGUGAGACGGGCAGAUCUUUUGUUUGUUAAGUUGUAAGGCACAGAAGAAGACACACCAAGCAGGUUUUUAAGUUUAGCGAAGCAAGGCUAGGAAACGAGGCCGAUGGAAAGUAAUUGGGGCUGCAAGCGAGCGCUGGCUGAGUUCAUUAUAUAUUACUACUGAAUGUCCAUAAUUGCAUUGUCCAUUUUUACAGCAUGGAGUAAAACGAGAGCGGAUAAGAAAGAUAUGAAUAAAAACAAUAAAAAAAAAAGAAAGAAUAAAUUUCAUUUUCCAUUAGGGAGAACAAAAAUCUUGGGAUAUUAUUACGAGAAGUAGGUGACCACGGUGCGAGCGUAGCAGUCACUAGACGAGAACAGAUCAAGUUUGAAGCAAACUUUAUCCACCGUCUAGCCGUUUGCCACGCAUCGCACUGUACAUAGGACGCAACCUUAUAAAUGUAAAAGGAUUACUAUUUAUAGUUUAAUUGAUAAUUGAUAAAUUAUCCUAUGAAGAUAAAAUUUUUUCGAAGAAAAAUGUAAACAUAAAUGUAAGUUCUUUUCUUUUAUCUUUGUUGUAAAUUCUAUUUCAAAGAAAGGAAGAUUGAAUAAAGAGACAACAAACAUUUUUUGCUGGUAGAAAAGAAAUUUUUCACGAUUCUCGCCGUAUACAAUUCAAAGUACAUCCAUAUUUAACCCAAAAAUUCAUCUAGUACAUGUCUUAAAACAAACACACACAUUCACGAGCAAAUAACUGUAGCGUAAAGAAAACAAACAAAAAAAAUACCCAUAAUAGCAGAUACAUUUGAACUUCCCGGUCCCGAUGCGCAGUGCACUCGAGAGACGUUCAGUCGUUUUACAAAAAAAAAAAAAAAUAGUGAGAAGCAAAAAGAGAACAGAUCCCGUUUUGGAACCGCAAAGGUUUUCAGCAAAUUUGUACUGUCUUUACAGCUCCUUCAUAGCAUUAUUAGAUAUACAGUUUUGAGGGGACUGAAACAACUUUUCUACGUCGCAUUUUACUCGGACGCAUGUUAAUCAAUCUAACAUAGAAAGAAAAACAACAUCCCACGAAAAUUUGCAACUCACAGACUGCCCGAGAAUUGUCGAAAAUUUUACACGCAUUAGCUACGAAGAAUACCUCCGUUUCGGGAUCAACAAAGAAAAGAAAAAAAAACAGCUGACCAGGAAAAGUUCACCGAACACACCACGCAGUACUGUCAAUUUUAAACGCGUAAAACAAAUAUAAAAUUGUAUUGAUUAUUCGGUUGUAUAGUUAAAGUACACUAAAUAUUGAACGAAUGUAUUUCAAAAAUGCAGUGUGUGUGAAACAAAACCAGGGACGAUGUGGGAGGUAUCUUUUAAAAUAAACAAACAAAAACAAAAAAGCAUUACGCCACCAGCUGGCACCCAAGCAGAAAAUGAAACACGAAAUUUAGAGACCGACGUAUCGGCAAGUUACGAAGCAUGUACUACAUAGAAUCCAUCGUUCAAAAUCGCAAGAAUCAAAAUAAACGAAAUAAAGUGGAAGACAUUAGAAAAAUUAAA